AUGUGUCGGAGCGAGUCGUUGGCUGUUCACAAGACGACACCGGCAUCUAAACCAAAGCCAUUGUUGAAUAUAUUCAUGAAAGUGGGCUCACAGUCGAAGCUAAACGUGUCGACGCCCGAGUCGACCCCCAAUAAGUCUGAUGAUAGCGGCUCUAAGGGUUCGCCUAAAGGACAAGGAUCUCAGGGCCAGUCGUGGCGGCAGACUAUUUUUAAUCGCAUUCAUAUGACCGGCAAUGGAGGGGCCGGUAGUCCACAGCCAUCGCACAAAACGAGACAAAGUUCUGACACAUCGUAUGAAAUGAAUGCAAUUAUAUGUCGUAAAAAGAGGUCUCGAGAAGAGAUACGGGAGUUGUGGCGGUCGGCCAUCAGACAGCAGAUUAUACUCAACAAAAUGGAUAAACAAAACCAGAGGUUGAAGGGUGGCACGUAUGACAAGCGUAUGAAAUUGGAUUACGACGAGAUCCCUAACUUCAGUGACGCCACACAGUUAUGGGACGCCACCAAACACUGGGACGGCAUAGUGUCUGAUCACCGGACACACACUCACACUCCCGUCUCCUACGACCGGCUACUCAAAGCUAUACAAUUAGGAGUUCCCCGGCAUAAGAAGGGCGAGAUUUGGCUAUUUUUGAGCCAACACUACAAAUGCGUGAAAAAUACUAAAGACAACGACAGUCCCAAUGCGGACACGCCUUACAGACAACUAUUGGGUCAGUUGGCUACACAACAACACGCUAUACUAGUAGACCUGGGUGAGUGUUACACUUCCUUAUAA
Molecule: messenger RNA, 774 nt
Organism: Oppiella nova
Lineage: Eukaryota; Metazoa; Arthropoda; Arachnida; Sarcoptiformes; Oppiidae
Source: the annotation of a GenBank genome assembly